UAAUUACGGCAUUAAGUAGCCCUGUUUUCGCAAUUAAAGCUACCCCUGCCUUCCAUGCCUUUUCGUCGUCUUCUUUUUCCAGCUAAACACCAUGCUUUUACAUGUAUAUAUAUAAAUACUUACGUUGUCUUAUUCCAUUCCUACUUUUCUCUUUCAAUAUUACCUCUUUCUUUUUUCUUUUUUGGUUGCCUUUGAUUUUGUGUUUAGGUUUUGCAUAAUAAUCCAAGUUGCAAGGAAAGUGAUAUAAGAUCAGAUGGAAGAAGAGCAAAGCGAGUUUCGACACUGGGAUGAACUACUUCCUGAUGUAUUGGGGCUGAUCUUCACCAACUUGCCCAUACAAGAGUUACUGACAGUCAUUCCCUGCGUCUGCAAAUCCUGGAGUAAGGUAGUCACGGGUUCCCAUUGUUGGCAGUAUAUAGACCUUGAUGAACGGAGCUGUCGCCGCCUGUCCCACCAACUCGAUCGAAUGCUUCGAAUGCUAAUCACAAGAAGCAAUGGAUCUCUCCGCAGCCUACAUGUUUCAGGUCUUCAGAAUGAUUCCAUUUUCUCAUUCAUCACAGAGAAUGUUGGCUCCCUUCAGGUUUUACGACUGCCAAGAAGUUUAAUAAGUGAUUCGAUAGUCAAACAAACUGCCCGAAGGCUUUCCAUAGUCACUUUCUUGGAUUUGAGUUACUGUCACAAAAUCGGUGCCCAAGCUAUAGAGGCCAUCGGAAAGCACUGUAAACAUCUUGUAGUUCUGUGUCGCAACAUGUACUCUCCGGAUUCAGCAGACAAGGUCGAAGCGGAGGAUGAGGCGAAUGCAAUAGCAUCUACAAUGCCAAGGCUAAAGCAACUUGAGUUUGCUUAUCGUUGUAUCAGCACUGAAUGUGUUCUCAACCUCCUCUCUUGCUGUCCACAGCUUGUGCAUUUGAAAAUAGAUGAAUUCUUGAGUGAGAAACUUGAUCAUAAGUUCCUUAAAGAAAAGUACCCAAAGUUAGAGAUUCUGCUGCUGUAUCUGGUCAUUCUCUUCGAAUCUGAUGAAUCCGAUGAUGAUGAGUAUUUAGAUAUGUAAAUCAGCUUUCAACAUCUUCAUAUUGUGAGCAACCUUUAACCUAUAUAGGAACUGCGUCUUUGCAUGGAUUGAAUCUGUGGCUUUAUUCGUGAUUAAAUAGCGUGAUAAGUAUGGGAAUGGAUCUUUAUUCUUAAAUCAUGAUUAAGUAGUUUGACACAA
This is a messenger RNA of Gossypium raimondii (Peruvian cotton), 1210 nucleotides long. RefSeq names its product F-box protein FBW2. The transcript has 3 exons. Bases 254 to 1051 code for a protein of 265 amino acids. Lineage: Eukaryota; Viridiplantae; Streptophyta; Magnoliopsida; Malvales; Malvaceae. The record is from RefSeq and is a predicted model, not a curated record. Gene Ontology annotation, molecular function: protein binding.